Molecule: messenger RNA, 3044 nt
Organism: Daldinia vernicosa
Lineage: Eukaryota; Fungi; Ascomycota; Sordariomycetes; Xylariales; Hypoxylaceae
Product: glycosyltransferase family 39 protein
Exons: 7
Coding region: 503-2734 (743 amino acids)
Biological process (GO): protein O-linked glycosylation via mannose
Cellular component (GO): endoplasmic reticulum; membrane
Molecular function (GO): dolichyl-phosphate-mannose-protein mannosyltransferase activity
Source: RefSeq, a predicted model, not a curated record
GGGGAAACAUUUUAGCGUAUCCCUAUCCAGGCUGUCCUUCACUUUUUUAUUUUUAAUCGGUUCAGCUGAAGCAGGAAAAAAAUAUGAGUGGAAGAUUGGAAAGUGCCAACUGAAGCCGGACUACGGCUAGGGUAUCCUGUACUUCGUAUUUUGUGUUAUCAUUAUCGUACAAGCCACGCAACCUCUCAUUUCACCUUUCUCUUAACUAACUUGCUUUUCUUUCGAGGAUCAAGUUCCCCCCAUUGUAUUCUCUCUCGUGGCCAAGACUUUAAUCCGUCCUUGUUUUGUGUGGGGAGAAUGUUCUACGUUUGUCGUCUUUGACCGAAUUUAAUCUGUUCUCUUCAGGACAUUCAUUUUCUUGACCCUUUUCUUUUUUUCUUCUUGUCUCUUUUCCGUAAGCCCUCUUUUACACCACACCCCUAAUACUCGUUCCACUAUCUACUCCCCUCUCCCAUUUCCACCUUUCUCCAAGGAGAAUAGGGCCGAGAGAUAGUCUACAAUCAUGGCCGAUAACAAGGCCGCAGUCGCGUCGGGCGCUGAUCCCGCCGGCGAUGCCGCUCGCCGACGUAUCGUACCCGGGGCCACUGCCCCUGGAGCUCUAGCGCAGCCGGAGAUCGACGAGAAGAAGAUACAUGGAAAGAAGAAGGAAUCUUCGUUCCUCGAUAUACUUGACCAGUGGGAGUUCAUCAUUGCGCCUAUAAUCUUCACUGCCUUUGCCGUCUUCACACGUCUAUGGAAAAUUGGUCUUAGCCCAAUUGUCACCUGGGAUGAAGCUCACUUCGGUAAAUUCGGAUCCCACUAUAUUAAGCGUGAACUAUUCUUCGAUGUGCACCCUCCUCUUGGUAAAAUUCUUGUUGGUCUCUCUGGAGUUCUAGCGGGUUACAAUGGGUCAUUCGAGUUCAAGUCUGGCGAGACAUACCCCGAGGAGCUUGACUACACCUUCAUGCGAGCUUUCAAUGCAUUCUGGGGAAUAUUAUGUGUGCCAUUGGCUUACUACACUGCCAGAGAAUUGCAGUUAAGACGACCUGCCGUCUGGCUAGUUACCCUGAUGGUUCUGUGUGAAAACUCGUACACGACUAUCAGCCGAUUCAUCCUACUCGACUCUAUGCUCCUCUUCGGCACCGUCUCCACUGUCUUCUGCUGGGCCAAAUUUCAUCGCCAGCAAAAAUACAGCUUCGAACCCGAAUGGUUCUUCUGGCUAUUCAUGACUGGGUUAAGCUUAGGAUUCGUAUGCAGUAUCAAACUCGUCGGACUCUUCGUCACGGCUCUCGUCGGCAUCUACACGAUCGAAGACCUUUGGAACAAGUUCGGUAACACUAAGAUGCCAGUCGCGGUACUCGCUGGUCAUUUCACUGCCCGAGUCGUCGGUCUAAUCGUCAUUCCGCUGCUCGUCUACCUGUUCUCCUUCGCGCUUCAUUUCGCGAUCUUGACCAGGAGUGGUCCGGGAGAUGCGCAGAUGAGCUCCCUCUUCCAAGCCAACCUGGAAGGGAGUGAAAUUGGACGGAACUCUCCCCUGGAGGUUGCCUUUGGCUCCAAAGUGACGCUUAAGAAUAUGGGAUACGGUGGUGGUCUACUCCACAGUCACGUUCAGACGUACCCUGAGGGAUCUACUCAACAACAAGUUACUUGCUACCACCAUAAAGAUGCCAACAACGAAUGGUGGUUUUACCCUAACCGUAACGACCGCGACUAUAACCCGGAGGAAGAGCCUCGAUUCAUCGGAAACGGUGAUGUUAUCCGCUUGAUUCACGCUCAAACUGGACGAAACCUCCAUACCCAUGAUAUCUCUGCCCCUAUUACUAAGAGCCAGAAGGAAGUGUCCUGCUAUGGUAAUCUUACUAUUGGUGAUGAUAAGGACCACUGGCAAGUCGAGGUCGUCAAGGACGUGUCUUCCCGCGAUAAGAGCCGCGUACGAACUUUGACUACUGCUUUCAGACUUCGGAAUCCAGUUAUGGGUUGUUAUCUCCGAGCUGCCAACGUUAAUCUUCCACAGUGGGGUUUCAAGCAGAUCGAGGUGACCUGCGAUAAGAGCAACAACCCCCGUGAUGCUUUCACACACUGGAAUGUUGAGGCCCAUACCAACGAGAAGCUUCCUCCGGGAGACCCUGGCAAGUAUAAGUCACCGUUCUUCCACGACUUUAUCCACCUGAACGUUGCUAUGAUGACAUCUAACAACGCCUUGGUGCCUGACCCCGAUAAGCAAGACGACCUGGCUUCUAAGUGGUGGCAGUGGCCUAUCCUGAACGUCGGCCUGCGUAUGUGUGGGUGGGACGAUAAAAUCGUCAAGUACUUCCUCCUCGGUAACCCCUUUGUUUACUGGGCCUCGACGCUUUCUUUAGGUGCCGUCGGUUUAGUUACCGUUUGGUACAUCCUCCGAUGGCGACGAGGUUUCACCGAUCUUACCCAAGAUGAUAUUGAUCAUAUCCACUACGCCGGGCUUUACCCCAUCCUGGGAUGGUUCCUUCACUACCUUCCCUUCGUUAUCAUGGCCCGAGUUACCUAUGUUCACCAUUACUACCCAGCAUUGUACUUUGCGAUCCUAAGUUUAGGAUUUUUAGUCGACUGGCUCUUAAGGAACCAGAAGAAGGUGAUUCAGUACAGUGUCUACGGGAUCCUGUACGCCACUAUCAUCGGCCUCUACAUAUACUUCAUCCCUAUCUGUUGGGGUAUGACGGGCAGCAACCAGAAGUACAAGUACAUGAAAUGGUUCGACUCCUGGCGCAUCUCCGAUUAAGGGCCGGAUCAAAUAUAGGGGACGAAGUGACGAACCGAGGUUACGGUAGGCUGUUUAGCCUCGGGUGUUUUUCAUAUAGAGCAUGGCCAUCCGGACUACCUGGUUAUAAGGGUCAUCGAUAAAUCUUCAUCUCCUCUAUUUUCUCGGUUGUUUGAUGUAACGAUAUGAAGGCAAACUUGCAUGAAAGGGAAUUAGAGAGUGGAGUUCACGGUGGUAACGUGGAUGAGGCAUACUGGGAAACAAAAAAGACUACUGAUCAGCAGCAUAUCGCUUUCUAAUACAACGCCUAUUGUCCUUUUCUUCCAAGAAA